Messenger RNA from Aspergillus aculeatus ATCC 16872, 831 nucleotides. RefSeq lists its product as uncharacterized. The record is from RefSeq and is a predicted model, not a curated record. The coding region runs from base 1 to 831 and encodes 276 amino acids. NCBI's taxonomy places the organism in Eukaryota, Fungi, Ascomycota, Eurotiomycetes, Eurotiales, Aspergillaceae. The transcript is spliced from 3 exons.
AUGGCGGGAUACAUUCGCAACCCCCAAUCCCAGCACAUCGCCGCUAAAGGCAAGCAAAAAGUGCCGCAGUCCGGGCUCGAAGUCGCAGCAGCGAUCUUGACCCUCCUCGAGACCUCGAGCAGCAUCAUUGAGCAGAUACACGACGUCUUCAAGUCCCAGAAGGAGCACGCCUGUCCCCUGCGGAAUUACUACGACCAUGAAGCUCGCCGACAGCCCGGGAACAUAGCACAACCCAGUCAUAGCAAGCCCGACGACCUGAGUAUCGCGGAUAUCUCCCCGCAGCUGGCAACGAUGGAGAACCUGGCGCAGCGGCUCGUGGGCCAUAUCACCCGGUCCAGGCUCGAUCUACUGGUGGUGAUCCAGGCGGCGGUAGCCAACAUCCAGCAUUCCAGUGGCCAGGACAUGGUGGCGCAUGCGGAGGUGGUCCAUCAGAUCGAUAGUCACAUUCAGCAGGUACUGGGGGAAGGUCGGGGGCUGAGGAUUGCCGCACUGGUUGAUGAUCAUUCGAUCUCCGGGAGAAAGGAAGCUGGCGGUGCGGAACGGGCGACCGAGUCCACGGAUGCCUAUGAGAAAAAGGAGCGAGUGAUCGAGAAUAACCUGGCGCAGAUGCAAGCUUUGCAGAUCAAUGGCCCGGUAGGAGAGGAUCGGUGGCAGUCGAUGGGCCGGCUGGUCAUCCGGGAGAAUCGAGCCAGCGCAUUCAGUACCCAGGUGAAUUACCCGGUGUCGGAGGGGAUUGUCUAUGCGCUGGUGCUGGACCGAGUAGUCAAGUAUGUCUGUAUACUUGCAUUGCUGUAUAUGCCAUUCUCGUGGCUGUUCCAGAUGCAAAGGUAG